This is a messenger RNA of Python bivittatus (Burmese python), 1143 nucleotides long. RefSeq names its product phospholipase D family member 6 (gene PLD6). NCBI's taxonomy places the organism in Eukaryota, Metazoa, Chordata, Lepidosauria, Squamata, Pythonidae. Gene Ontology annotation, cellular component: mitochondrion. Gene Ontology annotation, molecular function: RNA endonuclease activity producing 5'-phosphomonoesters, hydrolytic mechanism. The record is from RefSeq and is a predicted model, not a curated record. Gene Ontology annotation, biological process: piRNA processing.
CCUGCACCGCCGCGGCGUCCGUGUCCGCGUCUUCGUCGACGCCGACUACAUGGCGCUCCUAGGGUCCCAGGUCGGGCCGUUGAGGAGAGCCGGGAUUCAGGUACGCCAUGAUCAGGAGAGCGGCUACAUGCAUCAUAAGUUUGCCAUCGUUGACAAGAAGGUGCUGAUCACAGGCUCCUUGAACUGGACCACUCAAGCAAUCCAGAACAACAGAGAGAAUGUGCUGGUGGUAGAAGAUCAGGAUUGCGUGAACAUUUUUCUGGCAGAAUUUGAAAAGAUUUGGGAAGACUACAAUCCUGCUAAUUAUACAUUUUUCUCUGAACAUGAGAAACAGGGGCUGGAAAAGGGUAAAGCUAAUUCUGGGACAAAAAUAUAGUGUGGCAGAGAAAAUAGGGUUUGGGGAGUUUGGGUUCAGAAACUCUCGGGUUAUUUGGGAAUGGCAGUUACUUUAAAAUGAAGGUAAGUAGCAAGCAAAGAAUUACACAAGCAGUGUAUUCCUAAGUGUGUUCCAUAAGUUUACUUUCCAAGGAAUAGAACUUGAGAUAUGCUUUAUUAAGUGAUAUAAACCUGCAGGAAUAUUACAGAACACUGAAGACAGAAUGCAAUGCAGGAAUUGUAUACUGAUCUUUGUAAACCCAUUUCCUGCAUGUGGAAAGUUAACAUUCCAAGAUGUUACCUUUAAUCUGUGAACAUAUGCGGGAUCAGCUCUCGCAUCUGUAUCGGGAGAGAGAAGAGGCUCAGGAAGGCUGAAAAACCACCAUCCAAGGAGCAGUUGAAAUCCUGAGCUAUGGAACAGAUCAUGUCCGUGCUACAUGUUUGAACUCUGGGACUUAAGAACCUGAAAGCAGGAAGUGGAGAGGCAGAACCGUCUAACUGCAUGUUUAGAACUCUAAGAACAUGUCCAAGUGCAGCCAAAGCUACGAUGACACUGUUUAAAUGUUUCUCUGUGUCAAAGGGUAUUAGUAGCAGUGGCUUUAAGUCUUGUGUUACUGAUGAGAAAGAUGCCAAGAGAACUCUUGGAAGAGACUAAAACAUUAUUUGAGGCAAAUAUUAAUCUAUGAAUGCUUUGAAUAAGUUGUCAGGGCUUUACCUCCGAUUUGUUUCGUUCUUUUAGUGAUUAAAGCUGUGGUUCCAAAGAACAGG